Molecule: messenger RNA, 954 nt
Organism: Penicillium cosmopolitanum
Lineage: Eukaryota; Fungi; Ascomycota; Eurotiomycetes; Eurotiales; Aspergillaceae
Product: PQ-loop repeat-containing protein
Exons: 3
Coding region: 1-954 (317 amino acids)
Biological process (GO): basic amino acid transmembrane export from vacuole
Cellular component (GO): fungal-type vacuole membrane
Source: RefSeq, a predicted model, not a curated record
AUGGCUGCAGAAGACACGAUCCCUCUCACACCCAGAGAGGCUGCCUCCGGACUGCUGGGCUCGGUCUCGAUGACCUGCUGGAUCUUCCUACUGGUUCCGCAACUCAUCGAGAACUACCGCAACGGCAAUGCCGAAGCUAUCUCCUUCCUCUUUAUCCUCGUCUGGUUUGUCGGCGACAUUGCCAACCUCUUCGGCGGGCUUCUAGCAGGUCUAGUCCCCGUCAUCAUCGCCAUUGCCGUGUAUUUCUGUAUUGCGGACGGCGUCCUCAUUGCCCAAUGUUUGUACUACAAGGCGCGUAACUCGCGCGCCGAGUCCCACCAGCGUCGACGCUCAUCGGUCGAGACCCCCGACCCUACCACCCCGCUCCUGGGUCGCCGGUUCAGUGAUACUAUCCCGCCGACACAGCGACGACGGUCGUCGGGUUCGUUACGCGGUUACCAAGCUGCCGCUAGUCGGCGCGAAAGCCAGACUGAAGACCCGCUCGCGAAGAUUGUCGAGGAGAACGAGUAUGGACGCAAGGCGUGGGUUAAGAACAUCCUCGGUGUUCUGGGGAUCUUUGUGGUCGGUAUGGCGGGGUGGACCAUGGCUUGGCAGACUGGCAUGUGGGCGCCGGCGCCGCUGGAGAGUCAUAAUGACAAUGGAGAAGCUGCUGGCGGGCAAGUGUUGGGCUAUUUCAGCGCAAUCUGCUACUUGGGCGCGAGAUUGCCUCAGAUCUAUAAGAAUUAUAGUGACAAGUCCUGCGAAGGAUUGUCUCUUCUGUUCUUCAUUCUUUCCCUCUUGGGUAACCUUACCUACGGUGCGGGUAUCUUGUGCCACUCCACCGAGCGGGAGUACGUUGUCACCAAUCUUCCGUGGCUGAUUGGAUCUCUGGGCACGAUGGCGGAAGAUGUCAUUAUCUUCAUCCAGUUCCGCAUCUACGCUGUUCAGGAUGAUCGUCCUUCCGCGGUGGCAUAA